Molecule: messenger RNA, 1555 nt
Organism: Oncorhynchus keta (chum salmon)
Lineage: Eukaryota; Metazoa; Chordata; Actinopteri; Salmoniformes; Salmonidae
Product: leucine-rich repeat-containing protein 24-like
Exons: 6
Coding region: 92-1555 (487 amino acids)
Molecular function (GO): protein binding
Source: RefSeq, a predicted model, not a curated record
UGGUUCUCCUUCAGUUCCCCGGGCUGCGCCUGCUCCUCCCCCUCCUCCUCUCCUCCUCCUCCUCCUCCUCCUCUCCUCUCCUCUCAGUGUGAUGGUUCUCCUUCAGUUCCCCAGGCUGCCCCUGCUCCUCCUCCCCCUCUUCCUCCCCCUGUCCUGUGAUGCCUGUCCAUCAGGAUGUCACUGCUACAGCCUGACUGUAGAGUGUGGAUUUCUAGGACUCAGAGAGAUCCCACAGAGAGUUCCUGACACAACACAGACAGUAUUCCUGCAGGAUAAUGCUAUUGUCCACAUCCGUCGUUUGGACCUGUCAGGGCUGGACCGGCUGCUCUACCUCUACCUGCAGAACAACAGCAUCUCAGCCUUGGAGCCUGGGGCUUUCCUGGCUCAGGGCCCGCUGAUAGAGUUAGCCCUCAAUGGGAACCUCAUCCACCUGCUAACCCCCGACACCUUCACCGGCCUGGUCCACCUCCGCAUCCUCUACCUGGCGGCCAAUCAGAUCACACGGCUGCAUGAUCACACCUUUACUGGGCUGCAGAGUCUACAGGAGCUACACCUCCAGGAGAACAGUAUAGAGGUGCUGGGUGACCAAGCUCUGGCUGGACUCUCCUCCCUGGCUCUCCUGGACCUCAGCAGGAACCAGCUCCACACCCUCGGACCAGCCUCCCUACAGCCCCUCGUCAGCCUGCAGGUCCUCAGAGUCACAGAGAACCCGUGGCGGUGUGACUGUGCGCUCCAGUGGCUGAGGUCGUGGAUUGAUGCUGAGGGUCAGAGGUUUCUGAGCUGGUCAGAGCGUCGUCUGCUGUGUGCCGAACCCCCCCGCCUGGCCUACCUCAGUCUGCUGGAGGUGGCAGCGAACAGCCUGGUGUGUAUCCCUCCUGUGUUACACCUGGAGCCCAGCCAUCUCACCGUGCAGCUGGGAGAGAGUCUCAGAGUGGCCUGUCAGGCCUCUGGAUACCCCCGGCCCCUGGUCACCUGGAGAAAGAUCUCAAUGGGCAGGGCACUGCUAGGGCCCAGAGGACUGCUGCAGGAGCUGGGAGGAGAGGGGGAAGUGGAGGGGGGAGAGAGGGAGAGCUUCGACCCAGACACAGGAAGUGGAAUGCUGUACCUAAGCAACGUGACGGUGGCUCACGCCGGGCACUACGUGUGCGAGGCCUUGAACCCUGGGGGCGUGGCCCAUAUGACCUUUCACCUCGCCAUCAACAUGACAUCAUCAACCGCACUCUGGCCCCGGCUGCACUCCGCCUCGUCGUCCCUCUACCUGGGGGAGGUGGUCGGGGUCAACCAAGAGCCCCUGUACGAGGUGAGCAGUAUGGACUUCUCGGCUCUGGGCCCGGCCACUCAGACAGUCAUCGCAGUGAGCAUCUCUCUGCUGGUUCUGAUGGUUCUGCUUCUGCUGCUUAUGAUCUACAGUCGUCAGCAGCAACACAAACAGGUCUGGACGUGUCUUACUACUCAGUACACCCUUCAGCAUGUAGUACUAACUGUAUACUACUCAGUACACCCUUCAGCAUGUAGUACUAACUGCAUACUACUCAGUACACCCUUCAGCAUGUAG